AUGCUUAUUGAAGUAGACAAAAAGAAAAGAAUUUUUGUUUGCAAAGUGUGUGGGUUAACCAUAGACAGAAACCAAACUAUAUCACACCCCAAUAUUCACAAAGAAGAUAUAAAAGAUCCACAAAUAAGAAAAAUCAUUCUAACCGCUUUUAAUAGUGGAGAAAAGGUUGCAAUGUACAAAAGGUUCGGUCCAGCAGUUGUAGCUUCAUCAACCAAAAGAAAUGAUGCUGAGUUGGUUCAAGCGGGAAGAGAAUUAACUGGACAAUUAUCAUCAAUAAUGGCUGCAAAUAAUAUUAUAAGUAAACAUGCGGCACUUAAAGAGAUUAUUGAUAUUAUAGGAGAGUACAUAAAAAAAGGAAUCGAAAUUCUCGAAAAAAUAAGAACAAGCGAACAGACAAUUACGAGAAAAGUGUUUGAACAAGCGGAAACAUGUGUUAAUGAAGUUGACCAAAUACUCAGUGAUAGUCUUUAUAUUGGAGUGUUGGAGGACGAAAGUAAAAUAUCAAAAGAUUCGUGGUACUCGUAUUACAUCAGAGCUGUUGACAAAGAUCUCAAGAUACACACAAGGCUUCUCGAAGCAAAAGUUCAAUAUGGAAAGGCGUCUGGUUUGAAUCUGUCAUAUAAUAUGAAAAGAGUAUUGGAAGACCACAACAUUGAUUAUAAGAAAGUUGCAGAAAUAGGGACAGAUGGUGGAAGUAAUACAAGAGAUGGUGGAAAGGGUAUGGCCGGUCGUAUUGUGAGUGAUUUGCAAGCAAUUGAUAAUAGGUACUGUCCAAUUUUUUCAAUGUGGUGCAUGUGUCAUCGUCUGAACCUUUGUGUCGAGGAGUGCAUUACAGAUAAUGGGGUUAAUGAUUGUAUUUAUAUCAUAUCUUCUGUUUGUGAUUUUCUUCGAGAUGACCCAAAAUUCAGAGAACAAUUCAAAUGUGCUCCUCCAACUUACGUUAAAACUAGAUUCCUUUCACUUGAGUGUGUCUUUCGGUGGGUCUAUAAUAAUUACGAUAACAUCACCAUCUUUUUGAAAUGUUCGAUUCAUGAUGAAUUUGAAUAUGGUGAUUAUACAAUUGGUGAACUCAAAGAGUUAUUCAAAAGUAAGGAACUUAGAUAUAAGGUCUCAGCUUCAAUCAAAAAGAGCUAUUUUAUUUCGAAGUUAUAA
Messenger RNA from Entamoeba invadens IP1, 1152 nucleotides. RefSeq lists its product as hypothetical. Lineage: Eukaryota; Evosea; Mastigamoebida; Endamoebidae. Bases 1 to 1152 code for a protein of 383 amino acids. The record is from RefSeq and is a predicted model, not a curated record. The transcript has 2 exons.